Messenger RNA from Ambispora leptoticha, 420 nucleotides. Lineage: Eukaryota; Fungi; Glomeromycota; Glomeromycetes; Archaeosporales; Ambisporaceae. The record is from the annotation of a GenBank genome assembly.
AUGCUGAGUCUCUAUUCCUCUCCAAAAUUCGCCGCAUUUUUUGAAGAAUUCUUUACUGGACUCUGCUCUAGCGACAGUUGUACUUAUCUACAGACUCUGCUCCAGCGACAGUUUGUACUUGUCUACAGACUCUGCUCCAGCGACUUUUUGUGCUUGUUUACAGACUCUGCUCUAGCGACAGUUGUACUUGUCUAUAGAUUCCGCUCUAGCGACAGUUUGUACUUGUCUACAGACUCUGCUCCAGCGACAUUUUGUGCAUGUUUACAGACUCUGCCCCAGCGACAAUUUGUAUUUGUCUAUAGAUUCCGCUCUAGCGACAGUUUGUACAUGUCUACAGACUCUGCUCCAGCGACAGUUUGUACUUUGUUUUCAGACUCUGCUCUAGCGACAGUUUGUACUUGCUUACAGAUUCUGCUCUAG